AUGGAAGGAGCUGAUGCAGCUGCUACACGGCGAGAUCAAUUGGCGUUGGGACAAAUUCAUCAGGGUGUCCAUUACUCCAUUUUUGGGCAACUAGCUCGUGCUCAAACUGCAAAAGAAGCUUGGGACAUCUUAAAGGUGUCAAACAAAGGAGUCGACCGGUCACAGAAAUCUAAGCUGCAGACGUUGAGAAGGUUAUAUGAUCGUUGUGAGAUGGCCUCUACAGAAACCGUAGAUAUGUAUUUCUCUCGUCUUAUUGAUCUUGUAAAUAAGAUGAGGUUAUACGGAGACACAAUUGAAGAUGGUGCAGUGGUUGAAAAAGUUCUACGAACGAUGCCGAUAAAGUAUGACCAUGUGGUGGCUUCAAUAACAGAGUCACACGAUACCGAGGACUUGACAAUUGCUGAGUUAAAAGGUAUGAUAGAAAGUCAUGUUGAAAGAAUUGCGUCAAAAUUAGAACCACUAGCAGAAGAAGCUUUGAAGAGUCAAGUCACCCUUAAUAUGACUGGCUCAAAUCAAAGAGGUGGAGGAUCAGGUAGAGGUCGUGGUAGAGGAAGAGGAGGAUUUAGAGGAAGAGGACGUGGUAACUUUUAUCAAGGAAGAGGACGUGGCAACUCCAAUCAAGGAAGAGGAGGAGGUAAUGCCAUGCAAGGUAAAUUUCCAUUUAAUUGCUACAAUUGUGGCAAGUAUGGACACAAAAUUGCAGAUUGCUGGUAUAAAGAGGAAAAUCAUGAAAAUCAAGCAAAUGUUGCUGAAAAAUCUGGUGAGAGUUCUACUGAACCUGAAAGCUUAUUUUUGGCCAGUAAUAAUUUAUCUGCAGAUGAAAACAUAUGGAAAGUCAAAAAGAGCCACAAAGCAGUUGGAGAUUGUUCACUCAGAUCUGUGUUCAUUGGAAGUCCCUUCAAAUGGAGGUUGUAA
Molecule: messenger RNA, 915 nt
Organism: Ipomoea triloba (trilobed morning glory)
Lineage: Eukaryota; Viridiplantae; Streptophyta; Magnoliopsida; Solanales; Convolvulaceae
Exons: 3
Coding region: 1-915 (304 amino acids)
Molecular function (GO): zinc ion binding; nucleic acid binding
Source: RefSeq, a predicted model, not a curated record